AUGGAUGACGAUAUUCCACUUGCUGAUAUUCCGGUUGAUGACCUUAUUGUCCCUGUUGUUGAGGUUCCUGAUAUGGAGGUUCCUUCUGAUUCUUCUGGUCCAGAUUCUUUUGAGUCAGUGUCAUCAUCUACUCUCCAUGCGCUAGGGUUACAGCGAUACCCCACAGACACCGAUACCGACACUGCUAUGUCUGAGGCGCCCGUUCCGCAACUGGGUUUUGGGUUCAUCCCUGACUUCCCACGCAAUUUUGAUCCAGACCAGGAGGUCAAGUUUAUCCCUGAGGAGCAGCCUGUUGAGGCCCCUGUUAUUCCUGAUGAUCAGCUUCUUGACAUGCCCACUGAUCAUGAGCCUGCUCUAGCUGACCCAGAGCCGGAUAUUGCACGAGAGCCUGUGUUUGCUCACGACCCUUUACCUGUGCACGACCCUAUUCCUGUUGAUGCUCCAAUCGUUGCACCACCCAUUGUUGAUGCUCCAGUCGUUGCACCACCCGUUGUUGAUGUUCCAGUCGUUGCACCACCAGUUAUUGAGGUUCCAGUCGUUGCACCUCUACCUGACCCUAUGCCGGUGUUUGUUGACCGUGCACCUUUUGCUACACACGUUGAUCCUAGAUAUGCUGACACCCGUAACGGGUGGAUUGAGGAUGACGACGAUUAUCCUCCUUUUGUUCGACCAGUCACUCCCCCUGCUGCACCUGUUUAUGCACCCUUUGAUGUCCCACAGUUUCACCAGCACGUGUCAGACGUUCACCGCAUGGAUUUACCCAUCACUUUUCUUCAAGACAUACCUCCUCCCCGUCCAGGGGAAGGACCUUCUACUCAGCAGCACGAUCACAUACCACCUAUGUCAGCAGCCUUUCCGUUUAUACCCCCAUUUGCACCUGCUGCACACACUGCCUUUUCUUCUUCAGCACCCACGGGCGAGCCAUUUAUGUGGUCUUCGCCUAACGUCAUGCCUUUAUCAGAUCCAUACCAUCCUUUUCAUGUUGGGUAUACGACAGAUGAUAUACUUUUAUCCUUGCAGCUACAGCAGGAUAUGUUGAGUCGGAGAGUCGCUGAGCUCGAGAGGACCCCGCGUCCUCCAUCUUUUGCUGAUCCAUCACAGUCUUCUUUUCCACCUGCUCCACUAUUUCCUUAUCCGGAUUUCCACAUCUGA
Messenger RNA from Helianthus annuus (common sunflower), 1152 nucleotides. RefSeq names its product proline-rich protein 36-like. The transcript has a single exon. The coding region runs from base 1 to 1152 and encodes 383 amino acids. NCBI's taxonomy places the organism in Eukaryota, Viridiplantae, Streptophyta, Magnoliopsida, Asterales, Asteraceae. The record is from RefSeq and is a predicted model, not a curated record.